Meloidogyne enterolobii is the source of this 1283-nucleotide messenger RNA. The record is from the annotation of a GenBank genome assembly. Lineage: Eukaryota; Metazoa; Nematoda; Chromadorea; Rhabditida; Meloidogynidae.
UUAUAUAAAAAAUAUGCCGACUAUUGAAUUGAGGACUAUUACUCAGCAAAGCUUUGAGUUGGAAGUUGAGAAUUCUGAAACGAUCCUCCAAUUGAAGCAGAAAAUUGCUGAGAAUAAAGGCGAUAAAGAUUUUCCAGUUGAUGGCCAAAAGCUUAUUUACAACGGGAAGGUGUUGGAAGACAACAAGACGAUUGGAGAUGUCAACGUUGUAGCUGGGAAAUUUAUUGUUGUGAUGGUUGUGAAGAAGGUGGCUCCAAAAGCUAGCGUUACUGAGGCAACAACUACUUCGGAAGAGAAAAAAUCUACUACAGCAGAAGUAAAAAAAGAGGGGACACCAACGAAGGACAAAAAGGAGGAAGGAGUUCCCGCUGAGCAUCAAAAAACUCUCGACAAUAUUACUUCAAUGGGUUAUCCACGUGAUGAAGUCAUUCGCGCGCUUAAAGCAGCAUUUUAUAAUGCUGAUCGUGCUGUUGAAUAUUUGUGCAAUGGAAUACCUGAAGGAGUUAAUUUGGUUCAAGGAGCGGCAGCAGGGGAAGCUAGUGGUGAUGAAAGCGGUGGGGAAGCAAAUGUUGUUGCUGGUGAGGGGGGUGCUGGUGGUCUUGAUUUUUUGGCUAAUCUCCCUCAAUUUGCUAUGUUGCGUGAAAUGAUUCGCGAUGAUCCAUCGGCCUUGCCUCAAAUUAUGCAAGAAAUUGCUGAAACGAGACCGGAGCUGAUGCAAAUGAUACGCGAUAAUCAAGACCAAUUUUUGGCGCUCUUAAAUGCGGAAGGUGGUGGUGCCGGAGGGGCUGCUAAUCCAAUUGCUGCUGCUCUUGGGGGAGCUGCUGGAGCAGGUGGAGGAGGAGGACCUCAAGCGGUUACAAUUCCUAUAACGGCAAAUGAUCGAGAAGCAAUUGAUCGACUUUGUGGAAUGGGAUUUCCUGAGCAAUUAGUUAUUGAAGGUUUUUAUAUUUUUUAAAUUAUUUAUCUUCUUUUGUGCUCAAAAAAGUUGCGUAAAUUGCGUGAUUUUUUUGACUGCGUUUUUUGAUUUUUACGCAGUUUUAAUGCAAUUUAUCGCAAUUUAAGCACCAUGAAAGAAAAUUCUGGCUCAUUUGCCCUCCUAAAUUCCUAAAAUCGGCGCUAAUCCCUCGUGCAUUUAUGCUUUAAUUUACUUUAAUUGAGAUAAUAGCAUCAUUCUUUACAUCAUUUAAAGCUAUCGAAAGAAAAUUCCGAGUCAGAAAAAGUGGAUAUCGGCGGAGGGAUAUCACGUGCAUCAAGGAAUUAGUAAAAUAUCAUAGGAUUACUGG